AUGUCCAACAAAAUGUCACGGCCCAAGCCGCCGCCUCCCGGCAACGAGGAGGCAUCGGCGACGCUAAACCUCGGAGAGUUUCAAAACGUCGACACUCUGACGCUAUCGGAAGCGUCGCUGGUCCUGAACGCGCUGGUCGCGAAGCGUCGCAACGACCGGAAGAAUGUCAACGAGACUGAGAUGCUGAACCAGACGCUCAGCUACCUCGACCACUUUGCGCGCUUCACGCAAAAGGAAAACGUCGAGGCCGUCGAGCGACUGCUCAGCGCGCACAAGGACCUGGCCAAGUUUGAGCGCGCCCAGCUGGGAUCUCUAUGUUGCGAGAAUGCCGACGAGGCCAAGACGCUGAUUCCGUCGCUCGCCGACAAGAUCAAGGACGAUGAUCUGGAAGACUUGCUCCAGGAAAUCUCCAAGCUGCAAAAUCGGUAA
Molecule: messenger RNA, 429 nt
Organism: Akanthomyces muscarius
Lineage: Eukaryota; Fungi; Ascomycota; Sordariomycetes; Hypocreales; Cordycipitaceae
Exons: 3
Coding region: 1-429 (142 amino acids)
Biological process (GO): mRNA export from nucleus in response to heat stress; nuclear-transcribed mRNA catabolic process, deadenylation-dependent decay; positive regulation of translational initiation
Cellular component (GO): P-body; RNA polymerase II, core complex
Molecular function (GO): nucleotide binding; translation initiation factor binding
Source: RefSeq, a predicted model, not a curated record